Molecule: messenger RNA, 1851 nt
Organism: Cotesia glomerata
Lineage: Eukaryota; Metazoa; Arthropoda; Insecta; Hymenoptera; Braconidae
Product: multiple epidermal growth factor-like domains protein 10
Exons: 8
Source: RefSeq, a predicted model, not a curated record
UCUGCAGGUUCUGGGCUGUAUCAUUGUAACGAUGAAAUUGAUUGUGGCGUGCUCUGGCAUUCAAAGUGUUUCCAGAACAAAUGUGUCUGCAACGCGAAACAUAUUGCCGUCAAUGCACUGACUUGCUUGCCAACUCUGGGCGGGACUUGCUGGAAAGAUGAUCAAUGCAUGACGGAAAAGACACACUGCGUUGACUUUAAAUGUCAAUGCAAGCCCGGUUUUGUUUCUGUGGCCGUAAAUAUGUGUGUAGCAAAUCUCAUAAAUUCAGACUGCGCUGCAGUGAAAUUCGCGGUAUGUUCAAAAAAUAAAUGCGCUUGUCCAAUCGGACUCCUCAGUGUCAAUGCAACAACCUGCGGGAAAGCUUUUGCGGAUCUAGGGAUGACUUGUUUUCACGAAAGCAAUUGCAAUCUGAUCAAAAACGCGCAAUGCUUUGAGAAUCAGUGCAGUUGCAUGGACAACCAUAUAGAAAUGAAUGCAUUCACAUGCACUCCGUUGCUCAACGCCACCUGCUCCGAUGAUCUGGUGUGCGCUCCCAAGAACUCGGCCUGCGUUGAUCAUAAGUGUCAAUGCGAGUUCAGUUACUUCCCGAAGUGCAACUACGAGAGUGUCUUAGGGUACCUGGAACUGCCAUGCAGAAUUGACGAGGACUGCAUUUCUAUCCUUUACGCAAAGUGUUCUGACGCUGGAAAAUGCAUCUGCCAUAAGAACUACGUAAUAACUGGAACAACAACUUGUUCGCCAACUUUGGGAGGUAACUGCUCAAGCAACCGCGGAUGUGCCACUGUCAAUGCAGAGUGUUCCAGGAACCAAUGUCGCUGCUCCCCAGGAUACACGCAGCACUCUGAUGACCUCUGCUUUUCUGUGUUCCUGGGUCAGAAGUGCGACAUUGACGAAGAUUGUGAUGAAAUAUCAAACGCUGAGUGUUCUCACAAGAGAUGUCAAUGCAAAGAAGGGUACAAAAAGUUCAACCGCAAGGUGUGCUUGCCUCUGAUUGGCACGCGCUGCAUCGAACACAAAGAGUGUGCUGUCUACAAUUCUAAUUGCGUUGAAAAUACGUGUCAAUGCUUGGAUACUUUUGUUCCGCAGACUCAGUUCGAGUGUGUGGCGACUGGCAUUAACGUUUCUUGCCUCACGGAUAGCGACUGCAAACUAAUAAAUACGCAUUGUUCAAAGCUUAAAUUCUGCGUUUGCGAUCAACAUUACAUUUCGAUGGACAAUAUGACAUGUGUUUCAAUCCUCGGAGGUUAUUGCUCGGAAAACGUGACCUGCACCUCUCCUAAUUCUGAGUGCAUUGACAAUAAGUGUCAAUGCAGCCCGAAUUAUACUCCAGGGCCUUACAAUCAGUGUUACCCAAAUUUAUUAGGAACGUCUUGUCAAGCGGAUUAUGAUUGUCAAUACAUCCCCAAUGCAAUUUGCAUUGACAAGAUUUGUGUGUGCAAGCCCAACACAUUUGCAUUGACCCCGUCAGCCUGUACCCACUUGUUGAACACCUCCUGCUCGUCUUCCGCUGAUUGCGACGUUGAAGCGUCGCACUGCUUUGAGAAUAAGUGUCAAUGCAAGCCUGAGUGGGUAGCACUCACUGAUAUGACAUGUGUAGAACAUUCUGCGGUGUAUGAUUGCAAAGAAGAUUUUGAAUGUGGCGAGACCUGGCGUACUAGAUGUCAUCAAAACAAAUGUGUCUGCAAUGCAAACCAUAUUGCUGUCAGUGAACUGACUUGCUUGCCGAUUCUGGACGGAACCUGCUGGAGAGAUGAUCAAUGCAUGACGAAAAAUUCUCAUUGCGAUGGCUCUUGGUGUCAAUGCAAGCCUGGUUUUGUUUCUGUGGCUAAAAAUAUGUGUGUACUAAGUUGA